Messenger RNA from Thalassophryne amazonica, 2426 nucleotides. Its product is annotated as GRAM domain-containing protein 2B. The coding region runs from base 143 to 1270 and encodes 375 amino acids. The transcript has 14 exons. The record is from RefSeq and is a predicted model, not a curated record. NCBI's taxonomy places the organism in Eukaryota, Metazoa, Chordata, Actinopteri, Batrachoidiformes, Batrachoididae.
CUCUAGAGCAUUCUGAAACAUUGCAAUAAAAGAGACCUUUAUACCUUUGUCAUUUGGCUGUCGAUGCAGCAGAUCUAAGUGCAGAAGAUCAACUUGUGGAUACUUUAAUUUAUACAACCUGGAGACAAAAUUCCAGUCUGCCAUGGAAAAGGGGAAAGAGCUGUUGAACCAACCCAGUUCUGUGGCUGAGGAACAGUGCUGUGAAGAUCUGUCUGUGGGGAGCAGUUACCCGGUAGAAGGCAGCAGUGGCGUUCUACCAGCCAAGGUGAAAAAAAGCAGGAGUGGCAGCGUGAAAAAGGUGGAGGCCAGGAAAGCCCUGAGCUUGGAGGCCGCUCAGCUGGAGAUCCUGCAAGAGCAUAAAUCCCUCACUAGACAAGUAGCCAUCAGGUCGCAGACAUUUGAGGUGGACAGCAGAAGCUUUGAGAGCACUGACGACACCGGAGCACAAAGUAGUUUCAAGAAGCACAACAAGACAUUCCACAAGUUGUUUCCAGACAUUCCUCCAAGCGAAGACUUGAUUCAUGCAUACAUCUGUGCCCUGCAGAAGGAAGUGCCCUACCACGGUCGGCUGUACAUCACUGACAGCCAUGCCUGUUUCUACUCCUCAGUCCUGCUCAAGGACACUAAGGUAGUGAUACCGGUUUCUUGCAUCCACAUGGUGAAGAAGCAGAACACGGCUUUGCUGGUACCAAACGCCCUGUCGGUUCGCACCACAGAAGGAGACAAGUACCUCUUUGUUUCUGUGAGGAACAGGGAAGCUUGUUAUCGGCUGCUGCGUUCGGUGUGUACUCAACUAGAGGAAGGCAGUACAAACAGCAGCCCUGUUUUCUCUUCAGCUGAGAACAGCUUUGAUAGAUGCAAACUUGUGGACUCCAGCCAAUCCAGUUUGGACAGCUUUGAUCAAUGCGAUGGUUCCGAUCUGCAGACAGGAAAGGACGAGUCUGUGCACAGAGAGCCAGUGUCGGAUAGGAGCAGCUCCAUUUUCCAGAGCCAUCAGAUGCAGCGCAGCGACAGCUCCUCUUCAGAAACACUGUCCGUAUCAGGUGGAUCAUGGGUAUGGAAUGUGACAGGAAAGGCAAAGUCCCUACUGGUCCAUCGAGAGUGUAGCACCCUCAACACCCUGCUUGUCAUUUACUUGAUUUUGGUGGUGCUGCUGCUGCUGUCAUCAGGCUACAUCGGCCUGCGUAUUGUGGCUCUGGAAGAACAGCUGACAUCUCUUGGUGCUCUGUCUGAGUUCAAUCUACAAAGGGAGUACCAUCAGGACACGUGACCCGUGGUGCCCACAGGAGACGAGUUGACGUGAUUAGAGAAUGAUUUUUGCCUCUUUCCAGCAGCAGAAAUGGACAUACUCCCACUGUGUUCCCAACAUGCUCUGCGGUGGCAACUGCAGGACUGACCAAUCUGUGCAACUCCAGAAACAGCUAGCUAACCUGAAGGGCUAUACUUCCUCUCAAUGCAGUCAGCAAAAGACUCACCAGGACUUGGUCACACGGAGCCAAAGCCAAAACGCACACACUCAUUGCCUGGCUGCAGUGCGUCUGUGCUUCAAGCCAAAGCCAACAGGCUCAAACUACGAGCAAAGUUCAUGGGCGUUUUUCUGUUUCACAUCGGUGAAGUUGUUCUUAUAAAACAAUAUACAUAAUCUUUGUUCUGAGCAUGCAGUGUGCACAGGGUUAUACCAGUCAGCAUUAGCCUGCUGACUUUCAUUUAUUGCAGUGCUAUGCAUAGCCAAAGAGUUGCACAUAUCUUGCAUGAGUGCACGAAUGAUAUUCUAGCUCCAGCGUAACCUCAACAAUAUAUGCAGUUAAAUUUGUUAGAUGUGGAGUACUUCUGCUGGAAUGGUUAAGAUCUUCCUAAUCUGCCAUGGGUUGAAGUGAUGGCCAAAUGAGGCCUCGUGAAACAUUUCCAGGUUUUUCUCAGUCCAGUAAAUGAGGCCUCAUGAAACAUUUCCAGGUUUUUCUCAGUUCAGUAGAUGGCAGUCUCAUUUAAAAAAAAAAAAAAAAAACUGUAAACGCUUCAUAAGCCUUUCGUUGGCCAUCACAAAUUAUGACUGAAACCUUCUGAUCAGCACGCCGUGGUGGUCAACUUUCUCUGGUGGCACCAUUGAUCACAGUAUUAAUGUAUUUGACAUGACUUAAACCCAUUUAAUGAUCAAAUGCUCAGAGGUGACGUCUCUCGGGUCUCAACUGGAAAGCAUCAUCAGUGCACAAAUGUUUAAUACAAUAAGUCAUUCAAAGGCAAGUGCAGCCUGUCGUGUAACGUUCAUCAUUUGACUGACACUGUAUUUGUAUUCUCCCUCCGGUCACCUUGUGGAGGAGAAUUUAAAGUCACAUUCACUUUAAAGUCGAAGUUUUAAGUGCAAAAAAAAAAAAAAUGGUCCCAAAAAUUCAUUUUCAAUAUGCAGGACUUAUCUUUAAGUGUAGCAA